This is a messenger RNA of Oryzias melastigma (Indian medaka), 1708 nucleotides long. RefSeq names its product thiosulfate sulfurtransferase/rhodanese-like domain-containing protein 2. The record is from RefSeq and is a predicted model, not a curated record. The transcript is spliced from 10 exons. NCBI's taxonomy places the organism in Eukaryota, Metazoa, Chordata, Actinopteri, Beloniformes, Adrianichthyidae. Bases 136 to 1530 code for a protein of 464 amino acids.
AUUGAAGCGAUGGACAUCCGGGUCAUUCGGGAGUGAACCGGAAGCUAAACAUCGACUUCCGCUGAGCUGCACGAUCGCAUGGAAAUAGGUGUUUACCGCGUUUGACAGCUUAUAUUUCUCUGUUCUUUGAGGAGAAUGGCCGCCACUGAAGGAGUCUGCUCAGAGUUUCUGAACUGGGAGGUCAACACUUCGACGGUUGAUGGAUCAAAGCAAGAGAAACACAUUUCUGCUGCUCACAGAAAGUAUUACAGCUUCUGCAGGAGAAAGUCCUUUGCCAUGUUUGUGGCUUCAAAGAACUGCAGCACAGAGGGCCGAGCCUCGUGGUGCUGCUGUGGCCAGACCUUCACCGAACACUCUGCAGUUCACAAACAUGUGGCCAGAGCUCACGCCGCCGAAGUGCAGCAGCUGGCGCAGACGGCGUUCCAGGCUUUGCUGAGCCAGCUGGCAGAGGAAGAGCGAACUCAGCGGCUGAAAGGACACCAGGAAGAAGAAGAAGAAGUGGACUUUUCUGUGUGGAUUCCAGACGUUAGCCACAUCCCAGCAGAGCAGCUGAAAAUCGGUCCCGGCAAGGUCCUGCUCUAUUACCGCUACUGUAAGGUGGAGGAUCCGCACGUCAUCUGCGCCUGGCAGAACGCUCUGUGUGAGAAGCUGCAGUUAACGGGGAAGGUGAGGGUGGCGGCGGAAGGAAUCAACGGGACGGUUGGUGGAACCGCCGUCGCCGCAGAUCUCUACAUCAGUGCCAUGAUUUCACACCCCCUCUUUAAGAUGGAGCGAGAGGAUUUUAAGACCAGUGACGGCGGCGCCGAGUGUUUUCCAGAACUGAAGGUGGGAGUUUACCGGGAGAUCGUUCCGAUGGGAGUGGAUCCGGAUGAGGUUUCCUACCAGCUGGCAGGAGUUCAUCUGGAUCCUGAAGAGUUCCACAAAGAAGUGGAGGCUCUUCUGGUUAAAGGAGAUUCCUCUAAAGACACCGUUCUUCUGGACUGCAGGAACUUCUACGAGAGCAAAAUCGGACAGUUCUCUCAAUGUCUGGCUCCAAACAUCCGUAAGUUCAGUUAUUUCCCCGACUACGUGGACCAGAACCUGGAACUCUUCAGAGACAAGAAGGUUCUGAUGUACUGCACGGGAGGGAUACGCUGCGAGCGCGCCUCGGCGUACCUGCUCUCUAAGGAAGUGUGUAAGGAGGUCUACCAGCUGAAAGGUGGAAUCCACAAGUAUCUGGAGCGGUUCCCUGAAGGGUUCUACCGAGGGAAGCUGUUCGUGUUCGACGAGCGCUACGCCAUCUCCUCCAACGACGACGUCAUCUCAGACUGCAGCUUCUGCGGACGCCCGUGGGACCGGUACCAGCUCUGCAGCACCCGCUUCUGCUGCCAGCUGGUGCUGUCCUGCCCCAGCUGCCGGCGGCGCGGAAACACCGCCUGCUGCGGCGCCUGCCAGGGCAAAGGACAGGCUCAGGGCGAGGGCGACGCCCCACAUCACAAGGAGGAGUGCGAGUGUACCGAAAAACGACCCAGAAUUCCUCAAGACGUCUGACAGCAUCAAAGCUCGACUUUAGUAAUUUGUCUUUUAUAUAAAUUAUAUUGAUCAUCUGAGUAAAUAUUGUUUUUAAGUGAAUGUUUUAAUUAAAGAAAACUUGCAUCAACUCAUAUGAGAAAAACAAUCUAUGUACAUUUUAACAUGACUAUUGUGAAAAACCCUUUCACAUUAAAAG